Molecule: messenger RNA, 825 nt
Organism: Daphnia magna
Lineage: Eukaryota; Metazoa; Arthropoda; Branchiopoda; Diplostraca; Daphniidae
Exons: 3
Coding region: 104-730 (208 amino acids)
Biological process (GO): chromosome segregation
Cellular component (GO): Ndc80 complex
Source: RefSeq, a predicted model, not a curated record
UGAAUGCUGUCAACUUUUUUUGUUUUGGUGUGGACCGUUUUAAAUUCAAGUGUCAUCGGCAUUCUCCCACGAAAUAAACGGAAAAUUUUAACCACUGAAAAAAAUGGAAUGUGUUCAAAACUUGCGAUAUAAACAUUUGAACCUGAUGCAUUUAUUAAAAGCGAACAUCGUCGAGUAUAUCAAAAGCGUUUCUAAUACGUAUGAGGAGGAACAACGGAAAUUAAGAUACAAUGAAGACCUGGCCAAAAAAAUCGCCGCAACUGAAGCCCAGGUAGCUUUAGUGGCAGCCGAACAAGCCAAAGCUCAAGAAGAAAAGAAUAGAAUUCUCCAAAAGGAUGUUGAGCUGAAAGCAAAAUUGAAACGGGAGACAACCAAAGCCCAAGAGCUUCAAUCGGCAGUAGACAAGGAACGAGCCAGAAUAGAAGAGCUGGAGAAGCUCUCCAAGAAUACUCAUGACAAGGUGAAUCUGCUUUUGAAACCAUACCAUGAAAUCUUAGGUGUGACCUUUCAGCACUGCUCAGAACCCGAAGUUUGUCUUAGAAUUCUUUUCCACAUGCCAAAUGGCAAGUAUUGUGUCGUUAAACUCACCAAGAACGGAUUCAAAGUAAUCAAAUGUGUGCCGAUGCUAAAAGAGCUGGAUAAAAUGGAGGCGCAUUUAGCAAAAACCAACGAUUUCUCGGGCUUCGUGGUUCACAUGCGAAAUCGGUUCUUGAAAGAAAUCGUCUUAUAACUCUAUUGAAAGCUUUGCAAUUUAAAAAAACCGUAUUUAGCGACUUGUAGUAAUGUAUGAAACGUGUGUAAUAAAUUCAUUAUUUCUUCACAUCA